Molecule: messenger RNA, 696 nt
Organism: Apodemus sylvaticus (European woodmouse)
Lineage: Eukaryota; Metazoa; Chordata; Mammalia; Rodentia; Muridae
Product: GTP-binding nuclear protein Ran, testis-specific isoform
Exons: 1
Coding region: 30-680 (216 amino acids)
Biological process (GO): protein import into nucleus; ribosomal subunit export from nucleus
Cellular component (GO): nucleus; cytoplasm
Molecular function (GO): GTP binding; GTPase activity
Source: RefSeq, a predicted model, not a curated record
CAGCCGCUCUCCCCCGCAGGAUCGCUGCGAUGGCCGCCCAGGGAGAGCCGCAGGUCCAGUUCAAGGUCGUCCUGGUGGGCGAUGGCGGCACCGGAAAGACGACGUUCAUGAAGCGCCACUUGACCGGAGAGUUUGAGAAGGAGUAUGUAGCCACCCUGGGUGUGGAAGUGCACACGCUCGUCUUCCAUACCAACAGAGGACCCAUCAAGUUCAACGUGUGGGACACCGCCGGCCAGGAGAAGUUCGGGGGCCUGCGCGAUGGCUACUACAUCCAAGCCCAGUGUGCCAUCAUAAUGUUUGACGUAACAUCGAGAGUUACUUACAAGAACGUGCCUAGCUGGCAUAAAGAUCUGGUACGCGUGUGUGAAAACAUCCCCAUUGUAUUGUGUGGCAACAAAGUGGAUAUUAAAGACAUGAAAGUGAAGGCAAAACCUAUUCUCUUCCACCGAAAGAAGAAUCUUCAAUACUAUGACAUUUCUGCCAAAAGUAACUACAACUUUGAAAAGCCUUUCUUCUGGCUUGCCAGAAAGCUCAUCGGAGAUCCUAACUUGGAGUUCGUGGCCAUGCCUGCUCUUGCCCCGCCUGAGGUGGUCAUGGACCCAGCUUUGGCAGCACAGUAUGAGCAUGAUCUAGAGGUUGCUCAGACAACUGCUCUCCCAGAAGAGGAAGAUGACCUGUGAGAAAGUGAAGCUGGAG